GAGUUAACGCAGAUCAACAACAACAAGAGAACAUGGUUAAACCACCGGUUAAGAGAUCUCACACUCUCCUCAUCGUCACUUACGUUUGUCUCUUCGUCGGCUCCAUCGCUUCGAGCCUUCUCGCCAAGUACUACUUCGUCCACGGUGGCUCGAGCCGUUGGGUCUCGACGUGGGUUCAGUCCGCUGGCUUCCCUCUCCUCCUCACCCUAAUCUACUUCCCUCGCUAUGUUUUCAAAACCACCACCCGCCGUCCUUUCACGCGCUUCACGCGCCGCCAUCUCAUCUUCUCCGUGUUGAUCGGGUUCGUUCUCGGUUUCAACAACUUCCUCUUCUCAUGGGGAACCUCGUACCUUCCGGUGUCCACGUCAUCGCUUCUCCUCUCGACACAACUCGUCUUCACUCUCAUUUUGUCUGCGAUCAUUGUGAAACAGAAGAUCAAUUUCUCAAACCUCAACUGUGUUGUUCUCUUAACGUUAAGCUCUGUUUUGUUGGCUCUCGGUUCGAGUAAAGAUAAACCGGCCGGUUUAACUAAAACCAAGUAUUACAUCGGGUUUGUGUCCACAAUCGGAGCCGGUUUACUCUUCGCUCUUUACCUCCCCGUGACGGAGAAGCUCUACCGUAGCGUUUAUUGUUACGCGAUGGUCAUGGAGGUGCAACUGGUGAUGGAAUUCGCUGCCACGGUUUUCGCGACAAUCGGUAUGGCUUUUGACGGCGGGUUUAGGGAAAUGGCUAAGGAAGCUAACCAUGUUUUCACCAAAGGACCAACAGUUUAUUGGACGGUUGCGAUUUUUGCGAAUGUGGUGACGUGGCAGCUCUGUUUCGCAGCCACGUCAGGAAUGGUUUACUUGACCUCAGGUAUCACCGGAGGUAUCUGCAUGACGGCGUUGCUUGCGAUGAAUGUGAUAGGAGGUGUGGUGGUUUACGGUGAUGAGUUUGGUGGAGUGAAGAUUGUGUCGACGGUGCUAUGUAUUUGGGGAUUCUCAUCGUACAUCUACGGGAUGUAUAUGAAGAUGAAGGAGGAGGAGAAAGAGAAGGGAGAAUAUUCCGGCGUAAAGACGACGGAAGACGGCGGAGAGAUGGAGGUGGAAAUGGGAAAAGUUAAAGAUGACGUGGCGGCGGCGGAUGAUAGGGUUUGAAGAUAUCUGUGUGAUUGAGACGGCCGUUAUGAUUAUUAU
Arabidopsis arenosa is the source of this 1175-nucleotide messenger RNA. The record is from the annotation of a GenBank genome assembly. NCBI's taxonomy places the organism in Eukaryota, Viridiplantae, Streptophyta, Magnoliopsida, Brassicales, Brassicaceae.